AUGGCAAUGAAGAGGCUCUCUCUCUCUCUGGGUUUGGUGUUGUGUUUGGCUUUGACCAGGUUUGCAGUUAACGAAGCAAUUCAUGAAGAUGCUCUUAUUACACAUCUUCCUGGUUUUAGCGGAAAGUUUCCAUCAAGACACUAUUCAGGGUAUGUUCUGAAAGAUAUGCGUCUGUUUUACUAUUUCAUCGUAUCCGAGAGACAACCAGAGACGGAUCCUGUUGUUUUAUGGCUUAAUGGCGGACCUGGAUGUUCUAGUUUUGAUGGAUUUAUCUAUGAACAUGGUCCAUUCAACUUUAAAGAUGGAAUCUCAAGUGGAAGUCUACCGAGAUUGCAUCUCAAUCCCUAUAGUUGGUCCAAGGUUUCCAAUAUUAUUUAUUUGGAUUCUCCAGUGGGUGUUGGAUUGUCCUACUCUAAACACAAAACCAAGUACAAGAAUGAUGACAUUAUAAAUGCUCUAGAUACACAUAUGUUUUUGAUUAAAUGGUUUGAGUUAUACCCCGAAUUUGUGGAGAAUCCAUUUUAUAUCUCUGGAGAAUCUUAUGCGGGAGUUUAUAUACCAACUCUCGCUUCAGAAAUAGCGGAAGGAAUCGAAAAUGGUUUUGAACCCAAAAUUAAUUUUAAGGGUUACAUGAUUGGAAAUGGGGUCGUCGCAGAUCCAGUAUUUGAUACUGACGUUUUGAUAUCUUAUAUACAUAGCAUGGGACUUAUCUCAGAUAAUCUUUUUGAGGAUAUUCAAUCUACUUGUAAGGGAAAGAGGGUUGAUCAAAGGAAAUGUUUAGAAAACCUCAAGAAGGCUGUCAAUCUGGUUGCUGAUCUGAACAAGUAUCAUAUUCUGGAGCCUUGUUACCAUCCACCCAAGACUAAUCAUGAGAAUAUAAAAAGAAUUAACACAACCUUGAUGAGAAAGUGGAUGUUCGGCCAUGGUGGUGUUGUGUCUCGAUGGAUUGAUAGUGAAGGCCGUGGUGAUUGCAUUAAUGAUGAACUUGCGACUGCAUGGCUAAAUAAUGAAGAAGUAAGAAAAGCCAUCCACACAGAACCGGUUGACAAGAUUGGACGGUGGGAGAUGUGCACAAGAGAUUUGGAUUAUAAUCAAAACUCUGGCAGUAUGAUUCCCUACCACAGAAAACUAACAAAGAAAGGUUAUUUGGUGCUUAUAUACAGUGGAAAUCAAGACAUGGUUGUUCCAUUUACUGGAAGCCAAGCAUGGGUUAGAUCACUUGGAUAUGACAUAGUUGAUGAAUGGAGGCCAUGGAUAGUAGAUGACCAAGUUGCCGGAUACUUACAAGGAUAUCACCAUGGACUCAUAUUCAUGACUAUUAAGGGCGCAGGUCAUAGAGUCCCAGAAAGCAAGCCAAAAGAGGCAUUGCAUUUCUAUAGACAUUGGUUGGAAGGAAAGCCAAUAUGA
Molecule: messenger RNA, 1407 nt
Organism: Tripterygium wilfordii
Lineage: Eukaryota; Viridiplantae; Streptophyta; Magnoliopsida; Celastrales; Celastraceae
Product: serine carboxypeptidase-like 20
Exons: 14
Coding region: 1-1407 (468 amino acids)
Biological process (GO): secondary metabolic process; proteolysis
Molecular function (GO): acyltransferase activity, transferring groups other than amino-acyl groups; serine-type carboxypeptidase activity
Source: RefSeq, a predicted model, not a curated record